UCUAGCUAGUUUUUCUUCUCCCACUCCCAAAAAACUGCCUGACAAACAACUUCCAUUUCACAAGUCAUAACCCCCUGAUCUCAUCACUCCUCUUUCUUAACUCUUGUCUUGUCCAACCAGGUUACAAAAAGCCUCGAUCUUUCGCUCUUUCUCGUUCGUCAAAGCCACCCCAUUUCUGAUUUCCUCUCUUUGUGCCUCAGAUGUCAAACUAUACAGUUGAGUCCACCAAAGUAGAGACAAGUGAUGGAGCCAAGCUUCAUACAAGGCUGUUCAAGCCAAUGGAAGAAGGGAAGAUAACAGACAACUUGGUGGUUGUUCUUGUACAUCCAUUUUCGAUCUUGGGUGGUUGUCAAGCUUUUUUAAAAGGAAUUGCUGCUGGGUUGGCUGGAAAAGGUUAUAAAACCGUGACCUUUGAUAUGAGAGGUGCCGGUAAGUCUACUGGGAGGCCUUCUCUUACUGGUUUUGCUGAAAUCAAGGAUGUCAUUGCUGUUUGCAAAUGGGUUUGUGAGAAUCUGUCUUCUGAUAGGAUUUUGUUGGUGGGUUCUUCUGCGGGCGCACCGAUUGCAGGUUCUGCGGUAGAUGAGAUUAAAGAAGUCAUCGGCUAUGUAAGUAUAGGGUACCCUUUUGGCAUGUUCGCCUCUAUCCUUUUUGGAAGACACCACAAGGGAAUCCUGAAGUCUCCAAAGCCAAAACUUUUCGUUAUGGGAACUCGGGAUGGGUUUACCAGUGUUAAACAGCUGCAGAACAAGCUGAGUUCUGCUGCAGGACGUGUUGAAACACAUCUAAUUGAAGGAGCAAGCCACUUCCAAAUGGAAGGUGCUGAAUUUGAUAACCAGAUGGUGAACCUAAUCCUUACAUUUACCUCAUCUUUAUAGGAAUAUAAGAUGCCAUGGUGGCUUGUGAGGUGUGCUGGGUUAGAUUGCCUGAACUGUAUUUCUUGUGCAUGCCGAUUAUCUUUGUUUAAUUUGCAGGUUUUGAAUGAUGGAUUGCACAGUCAACUAAUGAGUGAGAGUUGCCUCUAACCUCAUUGCUAUUGCAAUAUUGACGAGAGAGAUUUUUUCUGCCA
Messenger RNA from Populus nigra (black poplar), 1066 nucleotides. RefSeq lists its product as uncharacterized. The transcript has 2 exons. The record is from RefSeq and is a predicted model, not a curated record. The coding region runs from base 201 to 875 and encodes 224 amino acids. Lineage: Eukaryota; Viridiplantae; Streptophyta; Magnoliopsida; Malpighiales; Salicaceae.